Molecule: messenger RNA, 2926 nt
Organism: Clunio marinus
Lineage: Eukaryota; Metazoa; Arthropoda; Insecta; Diptera; Chironomidae
Source: the annotation of a GenBank genome assembly
AAACUUUUCUCGUUUUAAGUGAAAACGUGUUUAUUUAAGCUUAAAUAAAGUUUGAAAGUAAAGAUAAAGCCAUGCCAAAUGUUCUCAUGGUGGCGGAAAAGCCAAGUUUGGCUGCAUCAUUAGCUAACAUCCUGUCGAACGGGAAAUCUUCUAGUCGCAAAGGAUUUAAUGGAGCAUGCUCUAUUCAUGAAUGGACCGGGAGUUUUCGUAAUCAACCUGCAAAAUUUAAAUUUACCAGUGUUUGUGGUCAUAUAAAUGGACUUGACUUUACUGGUAAAUAUAAUUCAUGGGAUCGUUGCGAUCCCUGCGAUUUAUUUGGAGCUCCAACGGAGAAGAAGGAAGCAACUCCAAAAUUAAAAAUGCCAGCGUUUCUUUCAUCAGAAGCGCGUGGAUGUGAAUAUUUAGUAUUAUGGCUUGAUUGCGAUAAAGAAGGAGAAAAUAUUUGCUUCGAAGUGAUGGACGCAGUAUCUGAUCAAAUUAGAAACAUUCGAUCACCAUCAGUUACAUAUCGUGCUCGAUUCUCUGCCAUUACUGAUAAAGACAUCAAACAUGCUAUGAAUAAUCUCGUUCAACCAAAUGAAAACGAAGCAAGAUCUGUCGAUGCACGACAAGAAUUAGAUUUGCGUGUAGGUUGCGCAUUCACAAGAUUCCAAACGAAAUUCUUUCAAGGCAAAUAUGGUGACUUGGAUUCAUCUCUCAUCUCAUUUGGACCAUGUCAGACACCAACUUUAGGAUUUUGUGUUCAACGACACGAUGAAAUUCAACAAUUCAAACCAGAAUCAUUUUGGUAUGUUCAAGUGACAAUCGAACCAGAGUUGAAGCUUGAUUGGCAGCGUGUGAGAAUCUUUGAAAAGGAAAUUGCAAUGAUUUUCUAUAACAUCGUGAAAGAUCAACGUGAAGCUGUUGUAGAACAAGUGACGUCAAAAGAUAGUUUCAAGUCACGUCCACUUGCACUUAACACCGUUGAACUUAUGCGAUGUGCUUCAGCUGGUUUAGGAAUUGGUCCACAUACAGCAAUGCAAAUUGCUGAGAAACUUUACACGCAAGGCUACAUCAGUUACCCAAGAACUGAGACGACAACUUAUCCGGCAAAUUUUGAUCUUCGUGGUGUUUUAAAACAGUUUGAGAGGUCGAGCGAUUAUGGUGAAGAUGCCAGAAAUAUUCUCAAUGAUUUUGUAACUCCAAGGAAAGGAACUGACUGUGGUGAUCAUCCUCCAAUCACACCAAUGAAACUUGCUCAUAGUAGCGAUUUUGAUAGUGACACUCGUCGUUUAUAUGACUUCAUUGUUCGUCACUUUAUGGGAACAUUGUCAAGAGAUUUAAAGUAUAAAAGCACAACAACGACAUUUAACAUAAAUGGCGAGACAUUCACCGCAACAUCAAAUGUUCUAAUCGAUGCUGGUUACACAAAAGUCAUGACAUGGCAAGCAUUUGGUAAAAAUGAACUUGCGACAUUAUUUCAAGUUGGUGAUCGUGUAAAGAUGAAGGAAGUGAAGCUGAUUGAAUCACAAACAGGUCCACCGUCGUAUUUAACUGAAUCUGAUUUAAUUUCAUUGAUGGAGAAGCAUGGAAUUGGAACUGACGCAUCAAUUCCUGUUCACAUCAAUAAUAUAACGCAGAGAAAUUACGUGACAAUCGAAUCUGGUCGUAAAUUAAAGCCGACAACAUUAGGAAUUGUUUUAGUUCACGGAUAUCAAAAGAUUGAUCCCGAACUUGUGUUACCAACAAUGAGAUCAGCUGUUGAAAAGCAAUUAAAUUUAAUCGCUCAUGGAACUGCCGAUUUUCGUGCUGUCACAAAACAUGCAAUUGAAAUAUUUCGAUUGAAAUUUCUUUAUUUUGUUAAAAAUAUUGCAAAUAUGGAUUCACUUUUUGAAGUUUCUUUCUCAUCGUUAGCUGAAUCUGGUAAAGCUCACUCACGUUGUGGUAAGUGUCGACGUUACAUGAAAUAUAUUCAACAAAAGCCAGCACGUUUGCAUUGUUCACAUUGUGAUGAGACUUAUGUGUUGCCAAUUGGUGGAAUUGCGCGUGUUUAUCGUGAAUUGAAAUGUCCUUUGGAUGAUUUUGAGUUGUUGGCUUGGAGUAGUGGAAACAAAGGUCGAUCAUUUCCUUUCUGUCCUUAUUGCUACAACAAUCCACCGUUUAAUGACAUGUCAAGAGCUUCAGGUUGCAAUAAUUGUACUCAUCCAACAUGUCAACAUUCGUUGAUCAGUCUCGGAGUCUCAUCAUGCAUCGAAUGCGAGAAAGGCGUUCUGGUUCUUGAUUGCACUUCAUCGCCGAAGAAUUGGAAGCUUGGAUGUAACUCAUGCGAUUGUAUUAUUAACAUUUUUGAUGAUGCCGUGAAGGUGAGUGUUGAAGAAGAUACUUGUGAGUGUGGAUCGCAGCUUAUGACGGCAGUUUAUAAGCAAGAGAAGACUCCGUUUCCUGAUGGAAUCACUGAGAAGAAAGGCUGCGUGUUUUGUUCAUCGGAGUUUGCUCCAUUGAUUGAGAAACAUAAAGCAGUUGAAAAUCGUCGCUUGAACUCAUCACGAGGAAGAGGAAGAGGCAGAGGACGAUCACAUCGUGGAAGACCAAAAGUUCCCAAAGACAAAAUGUCACAAUUAGCAGCUUACUUCGUGUAAGCUUUUUAACUUAAAUUGUCAACAUUUCCUUGAAGUUAUGAUCGCAAAUAAAAGAAGAAUAACAAAAACAGAUAAAAUUUUGUUUGUUAUUGUCAUGCGUUGAUAUCAUUAAGAACAGUUUUUGUUGACUUCGCUUGACUACCUGGAAAGAUGCCAAACGGAAUUUUCCUAUGACGACUUUGUCUUGUUUUUAUCGCUCUUUAUGAAUGCAUUCAAGGAAAUUUUUAUAUCAAAAAUCAAAUAUUCUACGUUUGGAUUGACGUAGUGGAGAAAAACAAAGUCAGCUGAAAGAAGAAGAGAUAACAGAA